AAUUAGUUGUCCACAGUUCUGUUUGCUGUGCACAAGCAUUAUCCAACUGGCCUUAACCAGAUGCUAAUGUAACGUAUCAGAUCUAUUCCAUUUAUCUCAUUCAAUUGCUUUUUUAGUUUUGAAUUAGUUUUUGUUACAAUAUAGCGUAUGGUUAUAUUGUUUAAAAAUUUGCAUAGUGGAUUAAUCCAUCUAAAUUUUUUUAAAUGGCAUUUAACUGAAUCCUAAUUUUUAACUUUUUCUUUUACUGAAGGAGAUAUAAAAUUUGAGGAAAUCUGCAAUAGUUCAGAAAUGGCAUCUUUAGAUAACUCUGAGCCAGGGGUAUGUAUUUUGUUUAUUAUUUAUGAAUCAAUAAUAUUAAAUUAACCCUUAUGUUAUUAAAACUCGCUUUAGUUAGAUUAGUAACAAAGGAAUGUUAGGAUGAAGUCUUUUCUUUCCAAUCAGAAUAAUGAUAGAUAGAAAUACAAAUACUAUGUUUCUGAUAUUAUAUUUUAUAGACUUUUCUCCAUCAACAUACGUUAUAUAAUAUUUAUAACGUCUACAUAAAAGAAAAUAUAAUUAAACUAUGUCAACUGAAUUUUUCUUUUAUCUGUAGGACAUAUCAAAGUCUCCGAAAAUCCCAGACAGUAAAGAAAUGGCAUCUUCAAACGGCAAUAAGCCAAAGGUAUGUCUUUAAGUACGUACUUAUAAAUAAAUAUACUUUUUGCUAAGUUUUUGCAACCCUCUAACAUAUUCAUUUUCUCUUCCCCUUCUAAGCAAGAUAACUAAGCAAGGAAAACGAUAAAAAAAAUAACAGAUAUACUCACAUUCUAGUACAUAAAAAAACUCGUUUAUGGAAGGUAAUUACUCAUCUUAAAAUGAAGACUUUCAUUACAAAGCUUGGCUCUACCAAAAUAACUUUCAGUUUACUAAGGUGACACCAAUAAAGCCUAACAUAAACCAAAAGAUAUCGUCCUUAAGGCUACAAGCCUUGCAUCCCAUUCUGAAAUUUUCCUAAAAUAAUUCAAUGCCCAGACCGUGCUCGUGAAGUAGUUUGGUAGUUCGUUAAUAUGACUGCUACUACUUUUUGACGGCAAAAGAUCCAGGUUUUCGAGAGAAUGAACCAAUAAUGCCCUGUCCGCCACGCUAUGUCUGCCAUACCCUCUCCACGACGCCUUGAAACAUUUUACCGACUGGUCUGCACAUUGAAAUCAAUGCAUUAAGAGGUUUAGGUUGGUUUUCAGCAGCACUGCCUCCCUCCCCAUUAUAAAUCAGUUAAUUUGAAAUGUCAGGUGGAUUGGUUUGGGCUGCAUUGAUGCAUAUUAUCUAUACCUGGUCAAAAUAAUUUUAACUACAGCCCAAAGCCCUAUGAAAUAGGAGGAAAAAAGGAGAGGGUGGGGCUAAAUUGUAUUACGUAUAUAGAAUAACCGUUUACUUUAAACCCUUUAUCCCUACCUGCGUUGAUUAAGAUAUAAUUAAGGAAUUCACAUUAAAAAAGGUAGCUCCGAACCCUGGCACGGAUAUAAAUAUAGUAUACGAUACAGCAAGCACAUUUAUAGGACUAAAAAUUACCAUGGAUUUUUUAUUUUUUAUUUCAACGGGCUUCUCGGGGUGAACUUAUCUCUGGGCAUAUUCAGUUCCCCCCCCCCCCCGGUGAACAAAAACAUAAUCUUUAAUAUUUUAUAGCAGUAUUUUAGAUUUGAAAACGAAAUAUUUUGUAACCGUGUCAGUUUGAAUGAGAAAAAUGCCUAGUAAAUUAUGAUAUGUUUAAUACGAUUUUGAAAUUGUAUAGCCUUUAACUUCAUGCAAAUUAUCUUAUUUAGUGUUAGAAUAGAUGCGACAAAAUAACUACAAAAAAUAAUAGCCGAUACAAAUACUAACUGUUAUGUAGGACAUGUUACGUCACAUUUCCCCCGUGCUGCCAAUAUAGCUGACACCGCGUUCUUAUUACGUGUGGCCUAUUUUCUUUCAUCUUAGCCCAGGGGUCUCAAACUCAAGACGAUAUUUUGCGGCCCGCUACAUGACAGCAAAGUUUAGUGAUAAUGCGGCCCGCGCGUUUUCCUCACCAAUACAUCUAUAAUAUGACCCUCCACUACUGUUUCAUUCGAAUCUCACCAACUACUCUAAUUCUGAUUUUUAUUACAUUUGUCUAGAUUUGGACGUUGAUUAAAAUGGUAAAAACCGUUUAAAAUCGGACUAAAAGUUUUUAUGUUAUAGCAUUUUAUGAAACAAACAAGUAUUGUUUUGAGAAAAGUUAAAAGUCAGUUAGAGGUUAAUGUACAACCAUAAUUGUUUAAUCGUAGCAAUAUGAUGCAGUAUCAAAGAUUCCCUAUUAUAAUACCCGCUAGUGUUUGCGAGUGAGGGAAAUUCCGAGCCUGUCAGAGGUCAGUUUGUUCACUUUCAAAGGAGGGUUAUUAAAAAAAAAAAAGCCUUUCUACGUUAAAAAAAAAUUAAACCUCAUUUUCCCUACAAUAGCAUCUUCGCAUCAAUAAUUCAUUAAUAGUACCUGCUCCUGCCUACUGCUUGAACAUGUUUUAGCAUUUAAAGCAUCAUGGAGAAAUAUGAUUUUCCUAUAGUAAGUGAUCCUAUAUAGCUCAUGGACUUGGCUUUUCUUGUAGACGUUACACAGGAGCUGAAUAAACUCAACUAGAAGUUAUAAGACCAGGGGCAGCUUGUCAGUGUUGCCUAUAACAAUUUAAGGGCAUUCUGCACAAAACUUGAGUUAUGGUUCCUAGAGAAACCUCUGCCAUUACCCGACAUGCAAAGUACUCAUGGACUCGUACACACCUUUCAGUACUAAGUAUAAUUAUGCCAUUGAAAAGCUACAGGAAGAAUUUGAUGACAUGUUUUUAGACUUCAAAACACACAUAGCCACUUUUCAACUUUUUGCUCACCCUGUCUCCUUUAAUGUGGAAGAUGCCCCCGCCACCGCUCUUUGCGUUUCACAUGGAGCUGUUUGAUCUUCAAUUUAAUUCUAAGUUCAGGAAGGUGAAUGGAAAAACAAACAAGCAUGGACAAUUUAUGAAAGCAUUGCCCUCUACAUUCCCUGAGAUUGUUCAAGUGGAUCAUGAGCCUUUUUGCGAUUACCUAUGUGUGUGUGAAAAGCUCUUAUCCACUAUGAACUUUAAAAAGUCAAAGUUCAGGGCCAAACUUACUGAUGAGCAUCUUCAAUCUAUACUGAGGGUCUCAGUUGCUUCCUCCUUCAAGCCAAAUGUUGCUCAGCUGUGUAAGAAGAAGCGCUUCCAUGUCUCUGGCAACGAGGAGUAGGAAGAAGAAAUUGAAGCCUAUUUCUUGAGAAUCCUUAAUGUUUUUAUUUGUUAUUAAUAAAGGUUUUAUCACUUGUACCUUAUUGAAUUUGUAAUCGUUCUUUUGUGGAAAACUUGAUGCGGCCCAGUCUCACUCAGACUCUAUCUUCUGCGGCCACCGGAUGAUUUGACUUUGAGACCCCUGUCUUAGCGUGUUUACUGCCGACACCAACUAAAAAUUACUAAUAUAUUAUAAUAGAAUUUUGGGGAAACUUCGAUAAUUGACUAGAAAAAUAAACAAUGUAGAAGACAUUUCUAGAAGCGUUGGUUCUACUGACGCAUAGAUCUAAAAGGGGAGACGGAGAUUGAGAUUGGAUUGAUAGAUAGAUAUUCUUAACUUUACGAGACAAUUGUAUUAUUCUUUGUGUACUUAUAUGGGUUAUUCGCAUUCGUCAUUGUACAUUAUUAAUUGGCACAUUGUACUAACUGUGUACCGGUACAAGAUCUACCAUACUCUGUAAGUUGAUAAUUUGUAAUUAUAUUUCUUUUGUUUUAUAUAUAUAUACUUAUUAAAAUCUUAUUAAUUGUAAUUAGCAACUGUUUUGAGUGUCGUAUUUUUUGCUAUUGUAUUUCUCUUUGAUAUCGUCCUUUGUUAGGCACUGUUUACAACGAGCCAAUAAUUUAAAAUAAGAGAUUAAUUUCUCACAAUAGAAGCCAAUGCGUAACACUAACAAAAAAUGUGUAAAAGUGAAAAAAUUUGUAAAAUAAUCACAAAUAUUUUUGUUUCAAAUAUUAAUUUUAAAUCUUUUGCUAAAUUCACAUUUAGCUUAAUGCGCUUUUGGCAUUUAAAAUGAAUUGUUAUUAGAAUUAUAUAUAAACAAUAAAUAAGAAAUUAAUAUUCAGUUUUAUGCUGUAUAAAUACAUGGUAUAAAUUCUUGUAGUAAGCGUAUGCCAGAGUUCGAGAAAUUUCUUUGAAUGAGAGGCCAUUGUUGCAUACAAUAUCUUCUGUGAAAAUACUUUAGAAGCAGGCUAUGCGAAUGAAUUGUUCAAAGUUAACGGUGAUUCUAGAUAAGUCUUUACGUUGUCUCAUCUAAACAUCAAUUUGAUCAAUUGUCUCCAGCUGCGAUUGGCCAAAUAUUAUAAACGUAACCAAAUGUUGAUUUUUUUUUUUAUCUAUUUACUAGCGAGUACCCGACAUGCGUUGCAAUGCCACUCUAAGAAACAAGGUUUUUGCGUUUUAAUUAUGUUUCUUGAAGAGCUUUUUUCGUCUGGUGUAACAUACGGCUGAUUAUGGGAGAAGCAUGGGUUUUCCAAAUUUAGUCCACAAACUUGUAACGAUUUUCCUGUGCUUUGUUAUGGUCAUUUUGAAUGCGAGUUGCACCUUAAGCUGCAGACGUUUGAAUUCAAAUGGCAUACAUGUUGGAAUCAAUGGGAUACGUGGCAACUGAACAUCUUCUCCUUUAACGCAGGUAAAAGCAUUCUGAAUUUUUGGGGUGAACACUGUACAGACGGCCUUAUGGGUCGGUUGAAUAUAAAUUGGGGUGUUCUCCAAAUGCUUUACACUGUUUGCGAUGUUGAAACUUAUUCGCUGAUUCAUUUCAUGUGAAAUAUGUUAGCACUUCAUAGUAAAAAUUCGUCUUUGCAAACAAAUUAUUCCCACAAAAAGAGAAAAAUGCAUUUAAGGUUGUUGGCGGAGGUGACAAGGCUCUCACACGUGCAUUUUCUGUUGUGCCGUACACGCGCUGUCCAUUUUUAAGUGGCGCUGCCAAAUUAAAAUUGUUAGAUGACCCUCAUGGAUUGAAAUUUACACAAUGCACCAUACUGCUUCAUUGCUAUUUAUGUAAUGCCCAAGUUAAUAUUGGUGUAUAUUAAUGGAUCCAGUAGCCAUUUCAACUUCAAAAACUGCUAUAUCGCUUUCUUAAUUAGCAAAUGUACUUAGUACAUUUCACCGAAUUGCAGUUAUGGAUUUCUCAAUUUGAUGUUGAAAUAGUAUCCAUCUUCUGCUUGACAAAACAAAAUUGAUAUUGCAAAGAGUCGUAUGAGUGAUGAGUUUUUGGACUCGCUGAACAUCAUCAUUUCUGCGAUGAAGAAUUAUAUCACGUGAGUUUAAUUCUUCUCCAACUAUAACGAUCGCCACUCCAUCAAUUGUUGGUGCAUUGUAUUGUCUUUCGUGUUUCCAACAGGUGUUUUGUCUGCUCUAAAUACAAUUUUAAGGUCAUAAUUUGCAAAUUGUUCAAUUGCUCUUCUGAACAAUCAAAUUAAAUCUUUGAGUUGAAAGAAUAAAAUUUGCAAUGCAGCAACAAUUUCUGGUUUGGUGCCCUUAUUGAUUUUAUUGGUGUGUUCAUCAGUAUUUCCAAAAUUUGAAGAAAUUUGUGAUCUGUGUUAAGCAGUGGUAGUAGAGAUCCUGCACCGUUUGAUCCUCAUUUAUGUCACUGUUACAUUAAGAAAUGGCGUCAGCGGGCCAUCGAGCUUGCGCUCUUUAUGCCCUCCCAAAAACACCCCUCCCCAAACCGGUAUCGGCCGCGGAGCGGUACGUCGGGGAUGUCCCUUUAUCAGGACAGCCGCCCCCCCCCCGAGUAUGCGCGACAAAGGUCUCCGCCGGGGGCCGUCCUAACCCAAAGACACCCGGUCGGUCCGAUACUGUGUUUGCACACUGUGCACACGAUCGACUUUCUCAGGAGUCGGGAUGGAAAAAUUUACGUCCUAAUAUCUCCUCCCACCCAUCCCGGGGAAGCCUUAGACGCCCUAUAAGAGGGAUUCUACAGUGGGUUUCCACAACGCAACUAAUUCGCGAUGUAGCUGGGACGAAACGGUUGCCUUGGAGCAACUUCUCAGGGCUGCUUAGUAAGAAUCAUUGGCCAGAGGUUACCACCUUCGCCUCUCGCCUCAUAUCCAUUAACGGCAACUUGUAAUCAUGCUCCCUACCCUGUCUCAGUCUAUCACAACUGGCAGCCAUGCAGGUACCGAGCACACCCCUUGUCUGCCUACGCAGGACGCACCCAGUAGUUGUGUUCCCUGGGUAACGUCGAUGGGGUCGGUGGCCGACGCCUCCUAAUGGACAAGCCACCACAGACUUAUCAACCGGAGAACCGUGGAGCAUUUAUGCCAGUAAAUAUUUUGAUUGGCUUGUGUCACCUGAUACCAACGUUGAAAUUGGUUUGGGUGGUGAAUACAAUCUCGCAAUUUCACAUUUCCAUCCGCGCAGCACAUUCCCGGUGUUCAAUUCUUAAAUUUCAAGGCACUGAAAUACAUGCAUAAAUUAUCAAUUUUUUUCAAUAAACAUACUUGGUUGAAAAUUUUAAUCAUAAUUAGCAUCGUAAUUGAAUGUACUAAGAUUUAAUUCAGCAUGCAGAGUUCAUCUGAAUCGAGCAGUGCAUACUCUAUCGGUAUCCAGUCUUGCUUCCUGUUUCUCGGCUGUUUCAGACGAACGGGUUUGAGCAUUGAGCACGCGAACUGCUUCCAGUCUUGCUUCCAGUUACACUACUGUUUCAGAUGAACGGUUUUUAGCAUUACGUACUCGAGUGGUUUCAAGUCUUGCUUUCCGUUGCUCCACUGUGUCAAAUGUACGGUCUUGAGCAUUGUAAACUCGAGCGAUUGCCAGUCUUGUUUUUCGUUGCUCGACUGUUUCUGAAGCUUGUUAUGAAUUUUUCUUUCGUGCUUGAGGUGUAGAAAGACAAAUAGAUUUUCGUUGGCUUGCAUUAUUGAUUUGACAGCAAAAGUAUUGCUUAGUUACGAAUAUUACAAAUGCUUGUGAUAUUUAUUUUAAGAUUUAGAUGGCAGUGGUAAUUUCAUAAUUAUCACCAUUUCUUACGUCAUACACAAACUGAAAUGUCUCUGUAUUUGAUUCAAUUCAAAUAAUUUACGAUAUUCCUAAAUUUAAUACAUCUCCAAUGUUAGGAUAUUUCUUCUUUUAACAUGAAAAAUAACCCAAUGUGUACGUUUAUUUAUGGCAUUAGAAUUCAUGCUGUAUAAUUGUUACAUUACUUUAUAAAUCAUAAACUCCAGUGUUAAAAUCUCCAUGUUUCUAAAAAAAUGACCCGAUGUUAUCGGAAUAAUAAUGGUAGGUCCUUUGAGAUAAUUUCUAACUGCUAUUGCAAAAACUCAUCACAAUUCAUAACUUUUACAAGGUAAUGAUAUUUACGUUUCUAACAUCGUUAAAUUUUAAGAAGUGUUUAUCUGCUAUAUAUGAUAUGCGUAUCCUACACCCUUCCACGCUCCUAAACUACUUUUCCCCCUCUAAAAUUGGCCUUAAAUUACCAGUCUAAAUUAUCAUUAAUUAUAUCACUUUUGUCACUAAAGAAGUUAAGUGAGGGACAGUUACUACGCCAGAGAAAUACUUUAGAUUUACCCCUUUUCGUGACCUUGAAUUACAACUUUUUUUCUCUCUAAAUUAUAAAAAAAUCUAAUCUUAAAUUUACAACAAAAACUCUAUAUAUGAUAUAAACAUAUUUUGUAUUACAAGAAUUCGAUAUAUAAUGAUAUCUUCAUCAAAAAUUUAAAUACAUAUUAGCCUUUUUAAAAAAAAAUAGAAAUUUGCAGAAAAUCGUAAAACAAAGAAUUAUUUAUCUAAGAAGAAUCUCGCAACUGUUUUUCCCGCCUAUGUCAGAUUUGACUGUCUUUUUAUAAAAUUAAAUUGUUAAUCUCAUAAAAGUAAACACCUCUUUACUUUUUGCAAUGUAACGAAAAAAAUGUAUAUUUUUUUAAAAAGAAAAUAUUAACCCAUCUUCAUGUCAACAUGUGGUUAUUUGUUGAAAGAGAAUUUAACAUCUCUUUUUUCACAAAUGUAAUGCCAUAGGAUUAAAAUAUAUUGUAUUCCACGUAAAUUGUUUACAUCCUUUUUCCAUCUCCGAUAUGUAUGUACCCACUAAGUUUAAUUAUUUAUCAAAUUAAUUCCUUUCUUUUUGGGACAUAUCUUGUGCUACCUUGGAAAAAAUGAACAUGCCCAUAUUUGUAAAAAGAAAAUGUUGCAUCACCUUUUUCCACAAAUAUAAAAACCAUAGGAUUUAAAUAUAUUGUCAUCCACGUAAAAAUUUGCAUAUGCUAUGUCCUACCUCCGAUAUGAAUGUACCCAAGAAGGUUAAUUAUUUAUCAAAUUGCUUCCUUUAUUUUGAGACGUAUCUUGUGCUGCCAGGGGCAACGUGACAAACCUAUCCCACACCCAGAUUUAAAUAAAUUUAUAAAAUCUUCCACCGGUUGUUGUCCUUUCAAUACCCAAGCUAACAUAUUUUGCACUUCAUAUGGUUUGUUCUAAUUUUUAUGAGGUAUAGGUUGAUUAGUAAAUGCUUUUUAGCUAUGGAGUUUUAUUGUUUGAUUGAAUGAUUUGAUAUUUAUAUCGUGCUGGUGUCCAUGUCACUUUAGCAUGCUAACUGCACUCUGGCUCUCCGAAAUCUAUUUACACAAAAAAAAAAUAUUUUUUUUCUUACAUAAUUUUUUAUCAUUUACAAUUCCCUCAAAGAUUGAGGCAAACUGUUCAAUAAUUUCUGGCGCUAUCGCUUCAAAAGAGCACACUCCAUAAGACUGCGCUGCACUGAUUGAUUUAAAACACAUUUUCUUAUUAAAAUUAUAUUUAAAGGUUAGUUUUUAUUACGCUUAAAAUUCAAUAAAAGAAUAUUUUUGGAAUCAAAAGAGGCACAUUUUUUAAAAUGUAAAAAUAUACAAAGUAAAAAUAUAUAUGUGUGUGUUUUAUUAAUAAUUUAAAAAGCAAUCGAUUGUAUUUAUUAAUUUUACAUUUAAGAAGGAAAAAUACAUUAUCAGUUUUGUCACGCGUGGUUAUUAAAUUUAAAGAAACCUAAGAGUUUUGGCGAAAUGAGCUAUGCGCACUAUGACGUCAUUUGCGUGAUUAUUUAGAACAAAUGUAUUUAAAUUUUAUUUCGCAAUAUUAACAACGCACUAAAAGACGCACUAAAAACGACUUAUGCUUGGGUUUUCCCGAUAAUUUUGAAUACGGCGUAAUUCUUUGAUCAUGAUUUUUUAUUUUUUUUUAUUUUUACAUAAAUUUCAAUCACAUAUAAAAUGCUUAAAAUAGUUCCUUAGUUGAUACUUUAAAUGUAUUUGUAAUUUAUAAUAAUAUAACUUUAACUUUUAAUAAAAUGAAAGGGGAUUUAAAAUAUUUUUUGCGCAUUUAAAUUUAUUCGAUUUCCGUAAAUUCAUAGAAACUAACUAUGAUUGUUUUUAGGAAUCCGAACGUACUUAAAUCGUAUCACCCUUUUGGCGUUAUGUCACUCUAGUUCAUUCUUACAUAUAUUAUAAUUAUUUUCGUUGCCUAUGGGGUAAUUUAGUUACUUAACAAACAAUUGAUUCUUGUCAAAUGUCUUUUUAUAAAACAAACCAAUUCCGAAAUUUUAACACCUUAUGAUAGAUUUACUCAAUCAUUGCUAUACAAAAUCAUAACAUGUUCACAACGUCAUUUCCUACUCUUACUUCACAAAAUACCAAGACUUUUUUUUAAAAAGCAACGAAAGACUCCCCACACUAAACAUAGAGGAACUUGUUUUCUUUGCUCUUACUACAUAUGUGCUGCCUGUUGGCAUUAUUUCAAGGGCGGUUCUAAACAAUCUAAUUUAAUUGUUUUUUCUAGUUCCGUUUGAAAUUAUAUUGAUGAAGCUCAUUUAAGAAAACAAAACGAAUUAGGGCCCCUGCCCCAAACAGAAUAUUGCUAAAUGGUUGCACUAAUUCAGAGACAUACUUAUUAUGUAACACAGAAACUGAAAUGUCGUUGUUUGUAUUUGAUUCAAUUCCAUGCACCCAUUUAACAACUCUGUUUGAACUUACAUGUUUUAUGGUUUAAAGUUUUGAAAAAAAUUAAUUGAGGUCCCCCGUCCCCAAACAGAAUAUUGUGUUAUGGUUGUACUAAAUUAGGAAACCUUUGCGGACGUGCGCACAAAACCUCGCCCACGUCUUAUCGCAUUUGGAUCAAUGGUAUAGAAAUGCAAAUGGAAAUUAUAGUUUUAUAGUUCAUAUAUAGUAAAUAAAAACGAAUUUAGGGCCCCCGCCCCAAAAACGGAAUACUGAACAAUGGUGGUAGUAAUACUUACUAUGUAACAUAAACUUAAAUGUCGCUCGUUGUCUUAGAUUCAAUUCCAUCCACUUAUGCUAUAGCUCUGUUUGAGGUUACGUUAAUAUAGCUCUUAUAAGAAAAAAGUUUUAAAUGGCUCCUGGCCCAAAAUGAAAUAAGCUAAAAUAAUUGUUCUAAUUUAGAGACCUUUUCGGUAAUGCACCUCAAUUCACCAAAUUUUAAUCACAAUCGGAUGAAUGGUUUAGGAAUGCAUGCUGAAAAUAUAUUUAUAUAGCUAAUAUAAAAAAGGGGGGGGGUGAAUGCAUGGCCCCUGUCCACAAACGGAAUAUUUUAGAAUGGUUGUAAUAAUUCAAAACCCUAUUCUAUAUGUUUCAAACAAGCUAAAAAAAUGUCUAUAUGUAUUUGAUUAAAAUUCUAUCCACCCAUGAAUUAGCUGUGUUUGAAAUUAUGUUUAUAUAGCUAAUGUAACCACACACAAAAAUAAAAUAAUUUAAAUGGGGCGUAAUGAUCCAGAAAAAUUUGCGGGCAUGUGGACAACAACUCAACAGAGUUUUAUUUCAAUCGCAUCAAAGGUACAGGAGCACAUACGGUUUAAAAUUAUAUUUAUAUAACUUAUAUAAUUUUAAAAAAUCUUAGGACCCCUGGCUCAAAACGGAAUAUUUUAAAAUAGUUGUAAUAAUUCAGAAACCUUUGCGGACGUGUGCACAACAAUUCUCUAAAGUUUUAUUUAAAAUGUAAGAAUGUUAAAGGAGUGCAUAUGGAAAUUAUUUUUUAAAUAGAUAUUUUAAAAAAAUAAAAAAAUUUAGUUCUAACGGCCAAAAAAGGAAUAUUUUAAAAGGUCGUAUUGACUCAUUAAAAUUUGCAGGCUUGUAAACAACAACUCAACUAAUUUUAAUCGAAAUCGCAUGAAUGUAUAGGAGCGCAUACGGGACAUGCAUACGUAAAGAAAUUCAUUUUUACAUAUAUAUUUAUUUAUUGCUAUGAAAUAAAUAAAUGAUUUGUAAACUUUUUCUUUAUAGCCCGCUAAAGAAUAUGACCUUCUUCUACUUGGAAAAACUGGAAAUGGAAAAAGUGCAACUGGUAAUUCAAUCCUUGGUCAUAAGGCAUUUGUUGCUAGCUCUAAAUCAACUUCUGUUACCAGUGGAAUAGAGAGAAAGUCUCGCGUUUUUAAAGACAUGAUUCUAAACGUGGUGGACGCACCUGGUGUACUAGAUACAGCCGCCCUGAGUGAAGUAGUCAGUGGUAGCACUACAAGGAAAAUUACAGAAAAAUUAGAAGAGGCAGUUGAAAGUAAUCCUCGAGGCUACAACGCCUGCAUAUUAGUUGCAAAGUAUGGAAUUAGAUUUACUAAAGAAGAGAGCGAUGCAAUACAUAUGCUGAAACAGAUUUUUGGAGAAGAUUUCGUCAAAAACUUCUGCCUUUUAGUCAUGACAAAUGGGGACACGUUUGAAGCUGAAGAAAAUGAUUUUGAUUUUCAAAAAUGGAUUUAUGAUCAGUCUGAGAGUAUCAGCGAUGUCUUCCAUGAUUGCGGUUACAGAAUCGUCUUGUUUGAUAACAUGACGAAAGACCCGAAGAAGAAAGAAAAACAAGUUGACGAGCUGAUUGCACUUGUUGACCGGAUUGCCGCCCAAAAUCGUCGCUAUACCAAUUAUUAUUUUGAAAAGGCUUUAAAGUCUCGCACAGCAUUGUUGGUACAGUUGGGCUCAGACAGCAUCAAGAAAAGAUUUAUGUCCAAAAUAAGUAAUCUGAUGUCUGAAAUAGAAAAGAUUGAACGCAAUGAACCAGAUGAUCAAGUGCCAAUGUUGACGAAAACGUUGGAAACUGUCCAAGAAUUAAUCAAUGAAAUUAUUAAAGAAGACCAAGGAACGGAUGUUUUCAAAGACAUACAAAACACAGUUUGGUCACUAAAAGGGAAACUUGAAACGGAUAUAAAAAUGAACAAAAAAAUAUCUGUAGAAAGGAAAAACUUUAAAAAAGAGACAGAUCGACGAGAUGAAAUAAUGAGACAAAAUUUGAAAGGAAAUGAUGAAAAGAUGAAUGAACUUUUACAAGCACAAGAAGAGAUAAGAAGAAAAUUAGAAGAAGAAAGGAGUACAAGCAGAUGCACCGUACAAUAAAGUGCAUGAUCUUAUGAAGAAAACACUUACAAAGCUCUUUGGAAAAAAAAUGGAUGUGAAACAUUUUUCUUUUUAAUAAAUUAUACGUAUCAUUUUAAAACAUACAUUAAAAAAUUGAAAAAAAAACUUUAAUUGAAUGUGGCUAAGGAACAUUGUAUAAUUUUAAAUAUGUUAGUAUAUCUAACUACUUAAAGAUUUUUUUGUUCAGAAAUUCUAACCAAUUGACACUUCGAUCAUUGAUUACCUUGAAAAUUGUACACAUUUAAAGAGUUAAAAAUUACAUAACAAGUUAUUUGGCAUUGCAAUUUUUUUUUUAAAUAGACCGUGUAAGAUAUGAACUUUUUGAUUUUAAUGGACUUUAAUCUUUCUUAUUAAAAUAAAUAUUGUUUUUUAUAUAAUUUGUAUUAAAGAAUUAAUUUGAUCCUUAACAUGCGAUGGUUUCUCUGUCGUCUCCCUCUUCACCAAACUAUAACUUUUUUUUUCUUACUUACUUACCUAUUUCAACACCUCCCUUCUAUGUGUGAAUAUUGCACAAUCUAAUAUUUGUGUGCUUAUACGAAGCUUGUAUAAUCAGAUUUCUUUAAGUGUAUUAUUAAUACUUAGUAACAAAAACAAUAUUUCCAAAUCUACCAUCACGCGCUCUUCUUCAUAAACCAUUUAUCAGGGACACUAUGUCGCCAUGCAGGACCAGCCCUACUGACAACCCGGGCAAUUUUGACGUUGGCGCCCCUUUUAAGUAUAAUCAUUAAAAAAUUUGCCACGAAACUGGGGAUUAGUUUAUGAGUUUUAAGUUAUUUUUUAAACUGAGAAUGAACAAUAAAAUUAUUUUCUGAACUUGUAUUUGUACAAAAUGAACAAUUAUCUUAUGGAUGACAUUUUUGUAGCCUUUAGUUCGCAAAUAUUUUAAUGAACUUUCUAUUUUACUUCCAUGGCAACCACAUGCAAGGAUUUUUUACUAUUUUUUGUAAGCACAUGGCGCCCCCGGGCAACCGCCCAAUUUGCCGGUAUUUUGAGCCGGCACUGUCAUCAUGUCAAACAAAAAUGUUGUUAGCACUCAGUAAAGAAUAUUCUCUCACAAAAGUAUCUACUUUGAAUAUGAACUGAAAAAACUUCAUAGGAUUUCAUGAUAUAAUUGAGAAGGCUUUUUUUUUCGAAAAACCCGAAACUUUUUUUUUUACUUUUAGUCUGGAAUAAAAAAUUGUGCUGUAUAAUUUUUUUACAUUAUUCAAAACAUAAUUAUGAAGGAUAUUUUUUCCGCAAAAAAAAACAUACAUUUUAAUGUAAAAACAGGGUUUUAUGUUUUUGUUUUCAUAUUAUGUCAUUUUCCCCAUAUUAUCUAAUAAUAGCUCUGAUGUCAAUGAUAAAUAAACAAAGGGUAGAUAAAAUUAAAUAUUAUUUAUGUCACCUGCUUACAUUGUCGAUAAAGAACUACCAAAGGCAUAAAUUAUGAUAAACCUGGUUAUUGAAAUGUUUGUAUUAUUUGAAUGGAGUAUUUUUGGUUCAAAUUAACUCCUUCAUCUUCCAAAGUGAAUUCUUUAUUGUUUGCUAAAAGAAAAUUCGAACCAACCAGAAUAGUCCUUAUAUCGGAAACGUUUGGAAAGCAAUUGCUCUAAACUUUAAAAGAUAUCUCCAAAAUGAUUUCAUGAUACAGGCCUAUAACUUGAGUAAUCUACGUAUUUUUUUUAAAUUAUAUACAAGCAUGGGCUAUAAAACCUCAAUGAAUAUUUAUCGAAAAACUAAACAAGCCUUACACUCUUAACAUUUUAAGUCUGAACAAUCUAUAUAUAUAAUUCGCCAGCAAAUGUCAAAAAAUACGGAUCAAACAUCACGCAGGCUAUUUAUAGAUUCGCCAGAGUGUGGUUCAAUAAUGAGUUUACUAGCGCGUAAAAUAUAAUUCCUGAUAACUAUGCUAAAUGAUAUAUAUAUUUUUUUUAAUAACGCACUUGCGUUUGAUGCGUACUGUACUAUUUUCUUUUCGGAAAUGAAAUCGUCUCAAUUUAAGUAUUGUGUAAACAAAUAUUCGGUUUAAAAGUGGUUGGGACAUGAGAAUAUUAAUAUAGUUCAUGGGCGUGAAAUAAAAAGUGUGCAGUGACGUAUCAUGGGGAAAAGGGGUUGUAGCGAAUAUUGGGAUUCUUAAAUGUGCGUAACUUGAGUUCAUGUUUUGUCAGGUGACUUUACUAGAUGGGAAGUUCACGCAUUGCUGUCGCCAAUGUUUUCGCGGGCUAAAUCUAGUUUAAAAUAUUUCUCUUCUAUUCACGUAUUUUAAGGAAAGUAUGGCUUAGAAUUUUAGAAUAACAAAACAUUUAAGAAAAAAAAAUUAUCAAACCAAAUGACACAUUUCUCAUCAUGCUUAAGAAAAAAAGUAAUUUCAAAAUGAAUUUUGACUCUGUUGAUUUCAUGCGAGGGAUAAAGAAAUGAAAGGCUCACUGUUCAUUAUUACAUGCAUCUUUCAUAUUUUAUACUUACCGUGUGUUACAUUUUUUUCUAUUAGAUAUAAUUAUUGUGUGUUUAUAAUAUUAGCAUAAAUUUACAUUUUAAAAUUAUUUUUGUUACAUUAUCAUGAUGACGAGG
This is a messenger RNA of Lymnaea stagnalis (great pond snail), 14924 nucleotides long. The record is from the annotation of a GenBank genome assembly. Lineage: Eukaryota; Metazoa; Mollusca; Gastropoda; Lymnaeidae.